This is a messenger RNA of Passer montanus (Eurasian tree sparrow), 2156 nucleotides long. It is a transcript of the gene PLBD2, whose product is annotated as phospholipase B domain containing 2. The record is from RefSeq and is a predicted model, not a curated record. Bases 16 to 1794 code for a protein of 592 amino acids. NCBI's taxonomy places the organism in Eukaryota, Metazoa, Chordata, Aves, Passeriformes, Passeridae. Gene Ontology annotation, cellular component: extracellular region. Gene Ontology annotation, biological process: phospholipid catabolic process. The transcript has 11 exons. Gene Ontology annotation, molecular function: glycerophospholipase activity.
CUCGGUGUGCCCGCCAUGGCGGCCCCGCGGGCGCUGCUGGUGGCUGCGCUGCUGUCCCCGCUGCUGUCCCCGCUGCUGUCCCCGCUCCUCUCCGCCGUCCCGGCCGGCGCAGCCUCGUCUCCGGUGCCCCGCAAUGUCUCCGUGCUGCUGGAGCCCGGCUCCGAGCGGCUGCGCGUCCUCCCCGGCCGCCACCCCGCCGCCGUCGCCUGGGCCAGCCUCGAUGACCGCAUCCCGCACGUCGGCUGGGCCUUCCUGGAGGUGGCCACCAACGCCUCGUACAAUGACAGCCUGCAGGCCUACGCUGCCGGGCUCGCCGAGGCUGCCGUCACCGAGCAGCUGAUGUACAUGCACUGGAUGAACACCAUGGUGGGCUACUGCGGCCCCUUCAAGUACGAGAGCGAGUACUGCCAGAAGCUGCGCGGCUACCUGGAGGCCAACCUGGCCUGGAUGGAGGAGCAGAUGGAGAAAGGACAGGACACUGAGUACUGGCACCAGGUGCGCCUGGCCCUGCUGCAGCUGAAGGGGCUGGAGGACAGCUACAACGGGCGCCUGGACUUCCCCAGGGGCAGGAUCUCCCUGGCACCCUUUGGCUUCCUGCUGCUGCAGUUGGGGGGUGACCUGGAGGACCUGGAGUCAGCCCUGAACCGCUCCUCCCCGCAGCGCGUGCUGGGCUCGGGCUCCUGCUCGGCCCUGCUGAAGCUGCUGCCGGGCCAGCGGGACCUGCUGGUGGCCCACGACACCUGGAGCUCCUACCAGGCCAUGCUGCGCGUCAUCAAGAAGUACACGCUGCCCUUCCGCGCCUCGGCCGGCGGCAAGUCCCAGAUCCCUGGCAGCGUCCAGGUGUUCUCCUCCUACCCCGGCACCAUCUUCUCCAUGGAUGACUUCUACAUCCUCAGCAGCGGGUUGGUGAGUGGCUCUGCUCCUCAGGCACCCCCCCCCGGCCCUGCUGCCCUCCCCAUCGCUCCCUGCCCUGCAGGUCACGCUGGAAACCACCAUUGGCAACAACAACCCGGCCCUGUGGAAGUACGUGGAGCCGCGGGGCAGCGUCCUGGAGUGGCUGAGGAACAUCGUGGCCAACAGGCUGGCCCGCAGCGGGGCCGAGUGGGCCGCGCUCUUCCGACGCUUCAACAGCGGCACGUACAACAACCAGUGGAUGGUGGUGGACUACAACGCCUUCACACCGGGCAGAGCGAGCCCGGCGCCGGGCGUGCUGACAGUGCUGGAGCAGAUCCCCGCAGGGGCCUGGUGGUGGUGGCUGAUCAGACAAAGCUGCUGUACCAGCAGGGCUACUGGGCCAGCUACAACGUGCCGUACUUCGAGGAGAUCUUCAACACCAGUGGGAACCUGGAGCUGGUGAGGAAAUACGGGGACUGGUUCACCUAUGACAAGAACCCUCGUGCCCAGAUCUUCCGCCGGAACCAGACGCUGGUGCGCGACCUGGACUCCAUGAUCCGCCUGAUGCGGUCCAACAACUACCUGCAGGACCCGCUGUCGCGGUGCAGGGGCUGUGACCCGCCCCAGAACGCCGAGAACGCCAUCUCCGCCCGCUCCGACCUCAACCCCUCCAACGGCUCCUACCCCUUCCCCGCCCUGCGCCAGCGCUGCCACGGCGGCAUCGACAUGAAGGUCACCUCCUCGGGCAUGGUGCCCGCCUUCGCGCUGGUGGCAGUCAGCGGCCCCGCCUGGGACGACGUGCCGCCCUUCCGCUGGAGCGCGUCCCCCUGCAGCUCCCUGCUCCACAUGGGCCACCCCGACCUCUGGACCUUCCCCCCAGUCAAGGUCCACUGGGACUGAGCAGGCGCUGGUCCCGUCCGUCUGUCCGUCCGUGGGCGUCUGUCCUGUGGGGGAUCCCUCUGUGGGGCGUGGGGGGCUCAGCUCUGUGACAGCUCUCUGCUCUGUGUAACAGGGUCCCCCCCCUGUUCUUUCUGCCUCUCAGGGUCCUGGCUGUGCUGCACAAGCCCAGCGUGUCCCCUCCCUGCUGUGGGGCUCUCCAGGCUCUUCCCUGGGUGCUGAAGCCUGGUUUGGGGGGACUCUCCCUGGAAAAGGGGCAUCCCGGGAGGCUGGGGCUCGCCCUCAGCGCGGGCAGGAGGGCAGUGAGCUGGUUGGGCUGUGGUAAAUAAUAAAGUGCUCUGUGCUGGUGGCUGUGCUUUGCCCUC